Aphidius gifuensis is the source of this 13308-nucleotide messenger RNA. Its product is annotated as dystrophin, isoforms A/C/F/G/H-like. Bases 685 to 12588 code for a protein of 3967 amino acids. Gene Ontology annotation, molecular function: zinc ion binding; protein binding. Lineage: Eukaryota; Metazoa; Arthropoda; Insecta; Hymenoptera; Braconidae. Gene Ontology annotation, biological process: synaptic signaling. The record is from RefSeq and is a predicted model, not a curated record. The transcript is spliced from 36 exons. Gene Ontology annotation, cellular component: plasma membrane.
GUUCUCCGUGGUUCUCCGUUGAUCACACCGGCAAAAUAGCACCAACCACACUGGCAUGCCACAGUCUUCCGACAUUCAUUGUGGCGUCACGUUCACAUAUUUUUUUUAUUUAUUUUUUUAAAAAUAUAAUUUCCACAUACAUAAAUAUAUUUACCAUACACAAAAACAAUAAACAACAAUAAUAAUUAUUAAUUUAAUUAUUUAUUUAAUCAUGAAUUAGUGAAAAUUGUAAAAAUUAGUUAAAAAAAAAACAAAAAACAUUCUAUGUUGUUGCCUCAUAUGACAGUGUGAAUCAACAAGUGCUACACACAACAAUUUUGUGUUAUAUAUAUUAAUUUUCGUUAAAACGUGUUAGUGUUUAAUCAACUUUCAUCAACAAAAUUGUAUUACAUUAUUAUUGUUUAAUUAUCUGUUGUUUUUUAUGGUGAAUUGUCAUAAUUUUUACAAGUGGUGGGGCUCCUCACAGGGGUCCAAGGUGUCCUCGCCCAUGGCAAGAUCAUAGUGACACAGUGUCUAUGUGUGCCUGUGUGUGUCUGUGUGUUUAUUUUAUUUUGUUUUGUGCUAAAUAAUAAUAAAUAAAUAAAAAAUUAGGUGUAGUUUUUUUUUUUUGUUAAAUAAUAUAAAAGUUGUCACGUGCCCUUGGCCACGGAUACAUUACGUCUUUCUGCGUAUUGACACGCCAAGAUGGAAGUCGUUUAUAUUGAUGAACGAGAAGACGUGCAAAAAAAAACAUUUGCUAAAUGGAUUAAUUCACAACUUUUAAAGAAUCAACACGAGCCAGUUUCAGAUUUGUUUGUGGAUUUGCGAGAUGGUAACCGGCUGUUAUCUUUGCUUGAAGUUUUGACAUCAAAAACAUACAAAAGAGAACGUGGGCGAAUGCGAGUUCAUCAUUUGAAUAAUGUCAAUAAAGCACUGCAGAUUUUGGAACAAAAUAAUGUGAAACUUGUAAAUAUCAGUAGUAAUGAUAUUGUCGAUGGAAAUAUUAAGCUAACAUUGGGUCUUGUUUGGAGCAUCAUUCUUCAUUGGCAGGUUCAUUAUCAUUUGAAAGAUUUAAUGACUGAACUUCAACAAACAAAUUCGGAAAAAACACUUCUUGCAUGGUGUCGUUUAAAUACUCAGAAUUAUUCAGGUGUUGAUGUUAAAAAUUUUACAUCAUCUUGGUCAGAUGGACUGGCAUUUAAUGCACUUUUACAUAAAUGGAAACCACAGCUAUUUGAUUUUAAUAAUAUUGCUCGUAAACAUCCAAAUGCAAGACUUGAACAUGCAUUUCGUCUUGCACAUGAACAUUUAAAUAUUGAACGUCUUUUAGAUCCUGAAGAUGUAAAUACAUCAGUACCAGAUAAAAAAUCAAUACUUAUGUAUGUUAUGUGUUUAUUUGGUUCAUUGCCACAUUCUGGUGAUGAUGUUGUUGAUAUUGAUAUAUCAGUUGCAAGUGAUUCAAGUCCAGCAACAACACCAAUUAUUGAAAAAAAUAAUUUUACUAUUGAAAAUAAUAAUUUUACAAUUGAAAAUAUUGAUAUGCCAGUAUCAAGACCAAUAAGUAUUGCAACAAAUGUAUCAGUUGAACUUGGUGGUUAUCAAGUUGCACUUGAAGAUGUAUUAACAUGGCUAUUAGAAGCUGAAGAUAAAUUAAAUAAUUCACAAGAUAUUGAACAAACACUUGAUAAAAUUAAAGAACAAUUUCAUGAACAUGAAACAUUUAUGAUUGAAUUAUCUGGUCAUCAAAAUGGUGUUGGUGUUGUAUUAAGUGAAGGUGAAAGAUUAUUAGCUGAUGGUGGUCUUCAAAAAGAUGAAGAAGAUGAAGUACGUGUACAAAUGUCAUUGCUAAAUACAAGAUGGGAUGGUUUACGUACAAAAGCCAUGGAAAGACAAUCGAAAAUUCAACAAAUAUUAAUGGACAUGCAACAAGAACAAUUAAAUUCAUUGAAAAAUUGGUUAACACAAACUGAAACACGUAUUGCACAUAUUGGAGCUAGUGAAACAAGUAAUACAACAAUAAAUCAACAAAUUGAACAAUUAAAUGAUUUAGAUAAUUCUGUUCAAAUGCAAAAAUCAAUGUUUGAUGUAUUGAAAAAUAUUAUUGUCGUUGUUGAUGAAGAAAAUUCAGCAAUAAUAUAUUCACAAAUGCAAGAUCAAUUAUCAUCAUUGGAUGAUAGAUGGACACAUAUAUGUAAAUGGAUUGAUGAAAAACGUGAUAAAUUAAAUAAUCUUGAUACACAAUGGUCUUGUAUUGUUGUUGAAUAUAAAAGACUUGUAACAUGGUUAAAUGAAACUAAAAUAACACUUAAACAAAUGGAAGCUGUACCUGCAUCUGAAAUUGGUGAAGUAUUAGAAAGAAUAAAAAAUUUAAAAACAUUAAAUUUUGAAAUGGAUAGUAAUAAAAAUAAUUUAGCUGAAAUACAAUCAGUUGUACAAAAAUUUGCUGAUGAAGGUAAAUUAGCUGAAUGUUGGGAUUUAUUAGAUAAAAUUGAAAGUUUACAAGAUGAUUGGGAUGCUGUUGGACAAAUAAUGGAAGUACAAAGUCAACGUAUAUCAAAUUCUGGUUUUGAUUUUGAUUUAAAUGAAGCAACUGAAACGACAAUAUCACAAAAAAAUAAUUGGAUGUCUGAGACAGUAACAAGUAUUGCAUAUAAACAAGAUAAUAUAUUAAAAAAUCAACAAAAUGAUUUAAAAAAACGUAAAAUUAGUAUUGAAAAAGAAUUUGAAACAAUAUUAAUUCAAUUUUAUAAAUGGCUUGAUUAUGUUGAUCUUGAAAUUGGUAGAUCAGUUGGUGUAUUUGAUGAAUUAAGUGUUGAAGAAAAAAAUAUUGUUUAUGAAGAAAAAUUAGCUGAUGUUGAAGCACAUAAAAUUGAAUAUGAAAAUGUUAUUAAUAUUGGUGAAAAAUAUAUUGAUGAAUUAAAAAAUACAAAUGAAUCAUUUGAUAAUAUUAUUAGUAAAAUUAAUUCAGUUAAAAAUUGUUGGAAAACAAUAAAUGAUAGAUUAAUUGAAAUUAAAAAUAAAAUUGAUUAUUUAAUUGAUAUCAAACAAAUACGAUCAGAAUUAUCAAGUUUACAUAUGAUUGUUGAGUGUUGUUCAAAGUGGUUUGAUGAUAAUAAAGAAAAUAAUCUCAUCGAGCCAUUUAGGGUCAAGAUGAAAUCGAUAAAGUCACUCGAGGAUAGAGUAAACAAAGUUACUUCAAAACUUGAAGUUUUAAAAGAAAAAAAAAGUCAAUUUAUUGAGGAUAACACUGAGUCAAUUGAGACGGAAACAAAAGACUUGGUAAAUUAUUGGAAUGAUAUGAAUAAAAAAUUGACUGAUCGUCUUGCUGAAUUAAGUAGUGUUGUAGAAAAAAUUCCACCUAAAAAAUAUACUGAUACAAUAGUGUAUUUAUUGUCAUUUAUAAAUAAUGCUGAAAAUGUAUUAUCAACAGAACAAACUGUCCUAUCAAAUGAAACAAAAAUGGAAGAACAAUUGAAAAAAUUUCAACAAUUACAGCAGUCAAUUAAUGAAAAUCAGGAUAAAUUUAAUUAUGUCAAUACAACUGGACAAGAAUUAUUAAUGAAAUUUGAUGGUGAUGAACAAUUUGAUAAAUUAAAAAAUGAACUUGAAGAUUUAAAUACAAAAUGGAAUGAUAUACCAAUAAUAUUAGAUGAAAGACAACAAAAAUUAAAGUCUGAUAUACAGCUAUUAAAAGAAUUUAAUGAUGAACUUAAUAAUCUUGAUGAAUGGCUAAAUAAAACAUCAAAUUAUUUAAUUGAAAUAUCAAAUGAUAAAUUAAUAAAAGAUGUUGAAACAACAGAAUUUAAACUUGAACAAAUAAAUUCAAUGACAAAUGAUAUAUCAAAAACAAAACCAAGAAUUGAAAGUCUUCAAAUAUUGACAAAUCAAUUACUUGAAAAUUCCGAGCCAGAAUUUUCAAUAAUAUUAAAUAAUAAAUUAGAAAAUAUAUCACUUAAAUGGCAUGAAAUAAAUGAUUGUGUUAAAAAUUCAAAAGACAAUUAUGAAGCUGCAUUAAAAAAAAAUGAUGAAAUUGUAAAUGGCAUUGAAGAUUUUACAAAAUGGUUGUCAACACUUGAAAAUGAAAUUCCAACAAAUAGAUCAACAACAUUACCUGUUGAUUUAUUUGAAAUACGUCGUGAUUAUCAAUAUUUAAAAGAAAAAAUUGAUAAACGUGUUGAAGAAUUUCGUAAUUUAAAUGAAAUUGGUAAUGAUAAAUUAUUAAGUUCAGAAGGUUCAUCAGUACAAGAACUUGGAAGAAGAUUUACAUAUUUAAAUGCGCGAUGGACAGAUGUUACUGAUCGUAUUUAUGAACAAUAUAAAAAAUUACAAAAUGCAAGUCAUGAAUAUGGUGAAUUUCAUGCACUUGUUGUACAAGAAAGAGGUUGGCUUGAUCAACUUGAUAAACGUUUAAAAAAAUCAAGUAAAAAAGCAGCAGAUGCUGAAGAAAUAUCUGAAGAACUUGAUGAUUUAGAAAACUAUAUGAGAAAUCAUCCAGGUAAUCGUCGUGAAAAAAUUCAAUCUAUUGGAAAACAACUUGCUGAUAGUGGUAUUAUGACAGCAACAAUUCAAGCUGAUGUUGAAGAACUUGAUAAACGUUGGACUGAAUUAAAUACAAAGGCUACAGAACGUGCCCAAAUUUUGGAGGCAUCAGUGAGACAGGCCCAACAAUCUGAAGGCAGAAUUUUAGCCCUUCAACAUUCUUUAACUCAAGUAGAUUCUGUACUAACAGCACGGCUUAACAGCGAUUUGACUGCUGAUGAUUUACCUCAUGAUUAUCAGAAAUUAAUGGAAGAAAUGGAAAGUCAAGAAACAACUCUUCAAGAAAUGAAAAAACAAAUUGAUAUUUAUGAAAAUUCAGGACAACAUGAAGCAGCAAGUCGUCUUAAUGAACAAAUGACAUUAAUUGAACAAAAGUUUUUAGAAAUUCAAAAGAAAUUUCAACGUUUUCGUUCACCAUCAAAUCUUGAACCAAGACUUUCAAGGGCACUUCGUGAAUUGCGAGGUAUUGAGGAAGCCACUUGUUUGCUAGAAUUAGCAUCUGAGGAUCCAGAAGCAAUUGAUGGCCAAUUAAAGCAUUGUUUGCGUUUUUAUCAAACACUCAGUGAAAUCAAGGGUGAAAUUGAAAAUAUAAUAAUUGCUGGAAGAAAAUUAGUUGAAGAAAAUAAUGUAACUGAGCCAGAAAAAUUUACAAAAAGAAUUGAUACACUAAAAGAGCUUUAUAAUAAACUUGGAUUGAGAAUAACUGAGUCAAAAUCAAUACUUGAAAACGCACGAGAUUUAUCAAGAGAUAUGUAUGAACAUAUGAAAUAUUUAAAUACAUCAAUUGACAGUAUCAACAAAGAACUUGAUACACAAAAAAAUAUGUCAGAAUUAUCAGUUAAUCCAAUAUAUGUUACUGAAACUUUGACAGAAGUUGUUCCAAGAUUAAAUCUUGUUAAAGACAAGCUUUUUCAAACUCAAAAUGAAUUUAUGAAACUUUGUGAUCCAAGUUAUUUGGAACAGCUUAAAGAAAAAUUAUCUGAUAUUAUUACAAGGUUAAUAAAUACAGAAAAUAGAUUACGUCAAUCUUCAGUAACUGAGGUUGAGCCAAAUGUCGAUGAGAUUAAUGCAUGGCUGGUUCAAGUUGAUGAAAAAUUAAAAAUACUCGAGCAAGUAUCACCUGAGACAAUAAGCGAGCAUGAAAUUUCUACUUGUCGGUCUGUACAAUCUGAGAUUACCGAGGCAAGGUCAAAAGUUUUACAACUACAACGAUACAGUUACUAUCCAAAAGUAGCUGCAGUUUGUGACAAAUGGGAAAAAAUAUCACGACGAGUACAGGACUGGAUGUUCAAGAUGACUAACAGCAUGUCAAUCAAACAUGAAGUUGAUAGGGAGAGAGAAAAACAUGGAAAUAAUAAUGAUAAUAAAAAUAAUUGGAAAAAUCAAGAAAUUUAUGAAAAUUUAACAUAUCUCAAUAGUAUUGUCAAGGAAAAAUAUCAUUCAAAUACCAUUCCCGAUGUUAUUAAAACAUCUGAUAAUGAAGAAUUUUUUUUAACUAAAAAUAGUAAAUUAUUUUCUCAAGUAUCAACAAAUACAAUAAUACCAAAAAAAAAUUACAAUGAAUUAUAUAAUGAUAACAAUAAUAAUCCAUUGAGAGUUGUUGAAAUAAAAGAAAUGGAAAUUGUUAAAUCAAUAGCAUCAUCAGAAGAUAGUUUUGUAUUACCAAAAGCAAAUGUAUGUUUUGGACAAAAACCACUUGUUGUUGAGAGAGUUGAAAUACUUGAAGAUACUGAAACCGAGCCUGAAUCAUUGGACACUGAUACUGAUGAUCGUGAUAGUCGUACAAAAUCAAGUACAUCAUUAAUAUCUGUUGAUAAAAAUAUUGCAACAAUUGGCAAUAAAAAAAAUUAUGAUAUUGAUCCAGAUAUUCUUGUUAAACCUAAAAAAUUAUCAUUACCAAUUAAUUUAAAUAAUGAUAUUGAAAAAAAUAAUAAUGCAACAUCUAGCAAUUGGAAUAAUAUCAAUAAUAAAACUGAAUUAUCAAUUAUUAAUAAUAAUAAUGAUAAAAAAAUAAUAAAUUUACAAAAAAAUAAUAGGAAAGUAAUUAUUGAUGAAAUUAAAAAAUCACCAAUAACGAGAAUGUUAAAAGCAACAAUGUCAAAUGAUACUGUUGAAGAUUGUGAUAGUUUUUAUGGAAGUGACAAAGAGACUGAUGAUGUUCUUAUAUUUUCUGAUGAUACGGAAAUUGAUGCUAAUAGUGCAAGUAGUUCUGAUGAUGAAUUUAAUUCAACAAAUAAAUUUGAUAAGCCCAAUGUGACGGAGGUAUUUUUAGAAAAAACAGCACAAAAGCCAGAUGUUAAAUUGUAUAGUGACAGUAGACGACCAUUGAGAACUCCAAGUUUUUCAAAAAUUGGAUUGGAAAAAGAAAUAAUUGAAUUUGAACAAGCAGCUGAUCUUAUAUCACGAAGAAUUGAUGUUAUGCUGAUGACAAUCAGUGCAGUUUCAAAUGAAAAAGAUCCAUCAAAACGUCUUGAGGUACUUAAAAGUGAAAUGAGUAGUCUUGCACCAGAUGCAGCAUCAUUAAUAAGUAAAGGUGAUGGUCUUGUGAUGAAAGUUGACAUGAUAAAUCCAGUUCGUGCUAAAAAAAUAAAACAUGAACAUCAAGAUCGUCUUCGUAGUAAAUGGCGUCAAGUUAUGGCUGAAGUUGAUUCACGUCGUUUACAAUCACAAACAGGUGAACGUUUAUUAAAACAAUAUAAUGAUUUAAUAAAUGAAUUUGAAAAAUGGUUUCAAGAUGCACCAUCUAAAAUUGAACAAGCAAAUAAUUAUGAAGGUCAACUUGAAUCAUUUGCUGAUGAAUUUGAUAUUAAACAAAUGGAAAUUGAAAAAUUAAAUAGCAUUGCUGUUGAAUUAAAAAAGUUAAAUAUUGGUUAUCAUGAUACAAUUAGAUACAGUAUUAAUACAAAAUGGCAAGAAAUAAAUUUACAAUUUAAACGUUAUAGUGGUAGUAAAGAUAAAGAUAAAAAUGUAGCUGAUAAAAAAAUGGAAUUAUCAAGUGUUAGAAAAACAAAUGACAUUGAUUUAACAAUCGAAAUUAAAAAAAUACGUGAUGAUAUAAUAAGUGUAUUAAAAACAUUAAAAUCAUCACCACUUGGUGGUAAAGAUUAUGAAUUAUUUUUAAAUCAAGAAAAAUCACUUGGUAAAAUAAGCAAUGCAAUGAUAUUUAUUGAAGUUAGAGUCAAUGAAAUGCUUGAAAAACUAGAAAAACAAUCAUCAAUAAAUAAUAAUAAAAAUUCAAAUAUAUCAAUAAAAUAUAUUUCAUCAGAAUUAAGAGAUGAAUGGCUUAAUGUACAGCGUUGUUAUUCUGAACGUCAAAAUCGUUGGUCAAAAUGCCAUAAAAAAUGGAAUGAAAUAAAAGAUUUAUGUCGUUUAUUUAUAAAUAAUUGUGAUAAAUUACAGGAUAAUAUUAAUAAAAUAAUAUCUGGUGCAUCUUGUAAUAUUAAAACAACUGAUAUUGAACAAGAAUAUAUAAAAAUACAAAAAUUAUAUAAUAAUAUUAAUACAUUUUAUGGUGAUGUGCUUGCUCGAUCGUCUUCUGAAGAUAUAACUGAGUUACAAACUACUGUUGAUCAUGCUAAACGACGAUGGCAACAUCUAUCAAAUGAGUUCAAUGACUUUAAAGAAAAGUAUUUAACUAUGGAAAAAAAAGUUAAUAAUAGUGAUGUUGUUUUACAAUCUGCACAUAAUAUUUUGGAGAAUGUUAAUGCAUUGUUAUUGUCAAAUGCAAAUCCAUCAGAUGACACAUCAUUAUCAAUAAGACUUUCAAUGAUAAAAGCACGUGAAGAAGAACUUGCAACACAAAAAAAUGAUUUAGAAAGUUUAAAAUGUCAUUUAAAAAAUACAAAUGAAAAACAAGAAUUAGAUAAACUUGUUAAUGAAGUGGAAACAACACAAAUAAAUUUAUCAACACAUCGUGAUUAUGUUGAAAAAAAAUUGGCAUCACUCAAAAAAUAUAUGAAUAGCCUAGAUGUUAUAAUGGUUUGGGUUAUGGAAACACGUACACGACUUAAUAUAUCACGUGAAUUAACGACAAAUGAAAGGGACCAAGUUGUCGAUAAUAUCAUGACUAAGGUCAAGGAUCGAGAAAUGGAAGUAAAAGAUGUCCUCGAAAAUUAUACAAAUCUUGAAAAAGAGUGUGAAUCAGCAAAACAACCAGUCUCUGUUGAACUUCAGGAAAAAUUGAAGAAACUACGUGAUGACUGGAUGUAUGUUAAAGUUCGCGGUGAACCACUGGACAAUGAUAAUGAAGCUUCAGUUGCAGUGGCUGGACCCAAGGAAACAGAAAAAAAUGUUGGACUGAAUCCAGCAGAUUCACGAGGACAAAUAGUUACUUCCGUCCUUUCAACAGUCUCGAUCCCAGUUGUACUUACUAGCUCAGCUGUCACAUCUACCGCCCCAUCAUCUGGUGCACCCUCUUCGUCUUCAGCAGUUGUUGCUGGACUCGAUAAAUCUGUUCUUCAGAUUCGUGACUGGCUAACACUUGAGGAAGAGAUGUUGCGAAAACAAUCAGUCUCCGUUGGGGACAUUGAUAUGAUACUGGCACUUAUUGACAAACAAAAGAAUGUUUUACGAGAGCUUGAGCAAAAGAAACCUCAGCUGGAUGAACUCGUGCAUACAGCGGAAAAUCUUCGAGCUGAUACAAAUCGACAACAACUCCAUGGCAAAGUUACUAAGUUGCGAGAGCAUUGGGAUGAAACAAAUUCAAAAGUCAUGCAGCGUAAGAGUCAGCUUGAUGCAAUGCUAGAUGACAGUCAACGCUAUGAGGACAAACGAAUUGAUGUGGAAGCAUGGCUUGGUAGAAUGGAACUUCGUCUGUCGAGAAUGCGUUCUGUUGGACAUACUGCUGAUGUGCUUGAAGCCCAACUCCGAGAGCAAAAGUCAUUCCAUGCUGAUCUCCAUCAGUAUAAACAUCAAAUUGAGGUGUUUAAUCAACUAACCCAAAAAUUAAUAGCAGUAUAUCAACAAGAUGAUACAACGAGGGUGAAAAAAAUGACUGAAACAAUUAAUCAACGUUACAACAAUCUAAAUACAAGUAUAAUAAAUCGUGGUAAAUUAUUGCACUCAGCAAUGAAUUCAUUGCAUAAUUUUGAUCGUUCAUUGGACAAGUUUUUAGCUUGGCUAAGCGAAGCAGAGUCAUCAAUGGAGGGACUUGAAGGUGAAGCUGAUCGGUUAGGUGGUAGACGAGAUCAAGGAGCACUCAGACGACCACAACACCAGCUAAAGGAUCUUCAGUCAGAAAUUGAAACUCAUCGUGAUGUAUAUGCAUCGUUAAAUGGAACUGGACGUAAAUUAUUGGGUUCAUUGGCCAGUCAGGAUGAUGCUGUUAUGCUGCAACGUCGUCUUGAUGAGAUGAAUCAAAGAUGGCAUCAUUUAAAAGCCAAAAGUAUGGCAAUAAGAAAUCGUCUAGAGAGUAAUACUGAACACUGGAAUGCUCUACUGUUGUCUCUACGUGAACUCAUUGAAUGGAUUAUAAGAAAAGAUACUGAGCUCAAAGGUCUUGGUCCAGUUUGUGGUGAUAUUCCAACACUACAAAAACAACAGGAUGAUUACCGAGGUUUCCGUAGACAGCUUGAAGAUAAACGACCUGUCAUUGAGAACAACUUACUCAGUGGACGACAAUACAUUGCCAAUGAACCGCCUCUUUCAGACACCUCCGAUUCAGAAGGUCGAGAUCUAGAUGGUGAUUCAAGGGGCUAUAGAAGUGCCGAAGAACAAGCCCAUGAAUUGACACGUAGCAUUCGAAGAGAGGUUAAUAAACUCUCAGAGCAAUGGAAUGCUCUCAUUGAACGUAGUGAUGCCUGGAAACGAAAACUAGAUGAUACAACUGCGAAAAUGUGUGUAUUUCAAAAAGCACUGGAGGAUUUGUCAUCUAGAAUGUCGGCUGCUGAAGCUAUACAAAGUGGUUGGCAAAGUCCAACUGAUGCAUCAGAAGCUGGAGAAAUGUUGGAACAGUUACAAAAGUUUGGCGACAGAUUGGGACCUAUUCAAAGAAAUAUAGAGGAAGCUAAUGACCAAGCAAGUUUAUUUGCAUCAAGCAGUGUUAUAGUAUCUCAUGGAUUGUUGGCUAAACUCGAGGAUCUCAAUACAAGAUGGAAAGUAUUGCAAGUUGCUGUUGAUGAACGUUAUAAAUUACUUAAUGGAUAUGGUAAAGAUGGUAGUACACCAGGUAGUCAGGUAUUUCUUGCUGGUAGUGUUGAGCCACCAUGGGAAAGAGCUUUAACACCAGCAAAAGUGCCUUACUAUAUUAAUCAUCAAUUGGAAACAACUCAUUGGGAUCAUCCAAAAAUGAUUGAUAUAAUGUCAUCACUUGCUGAUUUAAAUGAAGUACGUUUUUCAGCAUACAGAACAGCAAUGAAAUUACGAACAGUACAAAAAAAAUUGUGUCUUGAUGUAUUAAGUUUAUCAUCAGCACUUGAACAUUUUGAUUCACAUGGUUUACGUGCACAAAAUGAUAAAUUAAUUGACAUACCAGAUAUGAUAACAGUAUUAACAUCUUUAUAUGAAGUUAUUGCAACAGAUAAUCCAACACAAGUUAUUGUACCAUUGUGUAUUGAUCUUGCAAUAAAUUGGUUAUUAAAUGUUUAUGAUAGUCAAAGAACUGGACAAAUACGUGUGCUAUCAUUUAAAGUUGGUCUUGUAUUAUUAUGUAAAGGACAUCUUGAAGAAAAAUAUAGAUAUUUAUUUCGUUUAAUUGCUGAUCCAAAUCGUUUAGUUGAUCAACGUAAACUUGGUUUAUUAUUACAUGAUUGUAUACAAGUACCACGACAAUUAGGUGAAGUUGCUGCAUUUGGUGGUUCAAAUAUUGAACCAAGUGUACGUAGUUGUUUUGAAAAAGCUGGUAAAGAUAAAAAUGAAAUUGAAGCUAUUAAUUUUUUAAGUUGGUUACAACAAGAACCACAAAGUAUGGUAUGGUUACCAGUAUUACAUCGUUUAUCUGCUGCUGAAAAUGCAAAACAUCAAGCUAAAUGUAAUAUUUGUAAAGAAUAUCCAAUAAUUGGUUUUAGAUAUCGUUGUUUAAAAUGUUUUAAUUUUGAUAUGUGUCAAACGUGUUUCUUUUCUGGUAAAAAAGCUAAAAAUCAUAAAUUAACACAUCCAAUGCAAGAAUAUUGUACAGCAACAACAUCUGGUGAAGAUGUUAGAGAUUUUACACGUGCAUUAAGAAAUAAAUUUAAAUCAAAAAGAUAUUUUAAAAAACAUCCAAGAGUUGGUUAUUUACCAGUACAAACUGUAUUAGAAGGUGAUGCACUUGAAAGUCCAGCACCAUCACCACAACAUAGUUCAUUGAGUCAAGAUAUGCAUUCAAGAUUAGAAAUGUAUGCAUCAAGACUUGCUGAAGUUGAAUUAUCAAGAACAAGAAGUAAUUCAACACCAGAUAGUGAUGAUGAACAUCAACUUAUUGCACAAUAUUGUCAUAGUUUAAAUGGUAAUGAUAAUAAUAAUGCACCAAGAAGUCCAGUACAAGUUAUGGCUGCAAUUGAUGCUGAACAAAGAGAAGAACUUGAAGCAAUGAUACGUGAAUUAGAAGAAGAAAAUGCAACAUUACAAGCUGAAUAUGAUAGAUUAAAAUUAAAACAAACACCUGGAUCAACACCUGAAGAUGGACACAUAAGACAACCAGAUUGUGAUAUGAUUGCUGAAGCUAAACUUUUACGACAACAUAAAGGACGUCUUGAAGCACGUAUGCAAAUAUUAGAAGAUCAUAAUCGUCAAUUAGAAGCACAAUUACAAAGACUCAGACAAUUGCUUGAUGAGCCAAAUGCAUCAUCACCAUCUAAAACUGGUACACUUCAAACGAGAAGUGUUACUGCAUCACAACUUGCAACAGAUUCACCAGCUAAAGUCAAUGGACACUACCACGAAACAUCAGGUGGCGGUAACUCGGUGGAGGGCAGAGUUAGCAGUCUUGAAAGACCACCACCACCACCACAUUCACACAACGUUGCACACAAUGUUGGCAAUCUAAUGCAUAUGGCAGGUGAUUUGGGAAAAGUUGUUGGCGAAUUAGUUACAGUUAUGACUGAAGAAACAACAAAAACAAAUGGUCAACGAUCUCCACCAGCUUUUAAAUAAUGAAAAAAAAAAAAAAUAUGAUCAAAUUGGCACUUGUUAUUACAACCAAAUAAAAUUAAUUUUAACAGUCAAUAGUUAUGUGAAAAAUAAAAAAAAAUUAUAAUUUUUAUUGACCAAGAGAAAAAGAAAAAUUAUAUCUCUCAAAUGCAUAUCAAAAAGACCACAUGAUCAAUUUUCAGUAGACAAAAACAAAAAAUAAAUAAAUAAGUAAAAAAAAAAAAAGAAAAAAAAUGAUCUCAAUAGAUGCAGGGUCGAGGAAUCUUUUACAAUGAUUUUUUGACUAUUUUAUAAGUUUUGAUAUUUGGCCGGUGUAUGACUGAGUCUUUUAAUCACAAUCUGCGAAUAUUUGAAUGAAAAUAAAAUUUUAAAAAUUAAUAAUAAUGUGAGAAAAAACAAUUUUAAAAAAAAUUUACUGACACGUAUCGAUACGUCAUAUCAUAAAGCUAAUUAUUAAUAAUAACAAUUGUUAUGCUUGCUAGAAAUAUUUAACUAUUUAAAAAAAUGAUAUGGUGAAAAUGAAAUGAUAAAUAAUAUUAAACAACGCAUGCUAAGAGCAAUGUAUAUUAUGUUGCUUAUAAAAUAUAGUUGAUAAGAAUGAAUCGCGUUUAUUUAAAUCCAUUCUUUUCACUGCCACUGGCGCUUCUUCCUCGACGUGAUAAAAUUGGUCUAUAUAUACUUACUAAGUGUAAAGAAGCAAAAUUAUAAAAAAAAUAAAAAAUA